Molecule: messenger RNA, 1452 nt
Organism: Serendipita indica DSM 11827
Lineage: Eukaryota; Fungi; Basidiomycota; Agaricomycetes; Sebacinales; Serendipitaceae
Source: the annotation of a GenBank genome assembly
AUGGCAAACCUUCUAAACAGCCUGAGUUCUGCUGCACAUAAUGUAAAGGCCAAGUUGAGCUCAAAACGCGACGAAGAGGUGCUCCAAGCGCAGCGUCGGUUGAUGGACCAUGGCGAUGAGGCCUUUGUCGACGUUUCUAUACGCUUCAUUGGGGCUUCCGGCAUGUAUAAUCCCUCACAAUGCCUCCCAAAGAUGGACAUUGUUGGGAGCUGUGACCCCUUCUUUGUCGCGAAUAUCGAUGACAAGAUCAAGUUUAUAUCAUCCGUGAAAUCUGACACGCUUAAUCCUGUCUGGAAUGAGCGUUGGUGUGUCAAGAAUGUGCCCAAGCAUGCGCUUCUGGAGAUAUCGUUCUUUGACAAGGACGAGGGCACGCCAACGAACGACUAUAUCGGCAAGCUCAAGACAAGUGUCGAACCGGGCACCCGAGAGCUAGAGAUCAUUCAAUCAAAGCCGUCCGAAGACCCUGAGGCCAAGGAGUUUAGCUAUGAUUUUGCUGGACCAAUCCGCUACAGCAGACAUACCUCUCCUACAGCUGGACGGCUCACGAAUCUCAACGAAGCACGUCUGUAUGCUACAUGGAAAAUGUACCUCAAGGACAUCCAUCGUGUCUUUGGAGACACCCAACAACACUGGAACACUAAAUACAAGGCCGCACAAACAAUCUUCCAAGGACCCUCAUCUCUCCCCGUUCGACAGGGCAUUCGUGCUGCGCAUGACAUCCUCUACUCCCGUGCAGCAGCGAAUGGGUUCGGUGUGAUUGAAAGCCCGGGCGAUAUCCUCUCCAUCUUACACAGUGGAGGCGCCUCGCGCCCAAAUCAGCACCAGACCGAGCAACAGGUUGCCCUCUCACAUCGCAUCAAGCCCGCGAUUUAUACCUAUGUUCUCGCUAUGGACGACAACUCGCUGCGGUUUUCGGAAACCGGAGCCGCGUUCUUCGUUGAUUUCGCGAGCAAGCAUGCACUGCACUCAAAGUGCGCGAGGCAAGUAUGGUACUCGGGCGAGUUCCAUCCUCGACCUGAAGGAGGAUGGGACAAAUUUAGCGACGACAAGGGCGACCUCGAUGUCAACUGGGAACUCGUCAUCGAUAACAAUUCGGGAACAUAUGCUCCCGAUAAGGAGCUCUUGCCCAAACUCAAGGAGUUGCUAGAACGAAACUUCCCCGGAUUCAAUAUCCUCGCGUUAGAUAGGGAAGACGAGGAACUCAAACGUAGUGUCAAGGCGUGUCGCGAAUAUGCACUGGGUAAACGUGGGGUUACAGAGGACGAACUGGAACCUACGCUCAGUCCGGGCGAGGCCCCUCUUGCUGGUCGUGUGUGGGAGUUCUGGAAACCUAGGAAGAGCGGAGAGAAGGAGGACGGUGCCACGGAUGACGGAACAGAAGCAACUUCCGGAGAUCAUGAACCAGUUGGUGAUGGACAAGGCGAUCUCAGCAUGGAAGAGAGCAAGAAAUAG